Messenger RNA from Cloeon dipterum, 1962 nucleotides. RefSeq names its product transmembrane protease serine 9-like. The transcript has 12 exons. Bases 141 to 1823 code for a protein of 560 amino acids. NCBI's taxonomy places the organism in Eukaryota, Metazoa, Arthropoda, Insecta, Ephemeroptera, Baetidae. Gene Ontology annotation, biological process: proteolysis. Gene Ontology annotation, molecular function: serine-type endopeptidase activity. The record is from RefSeq and is a predicted model, not a curated record.
UCAAUCGCCAACUGCGGAGGGCAAAUGUCCGAAAGUAUCGUUUUUGGUGCUAACAAUUGAUAGUUUAAUCUUUCUCGGAGUGCUGUUCACCACGGUCGGAGCAGCAGCCCUGGUCCAUCGCGUGCAGAGAAGAAAUCACGAUGAGGCGAGCACUUCUCGUCCUCCUCACAAUCUGCCUCGCGGUUUGCGCCGCACAAACGCACUUUCCAGCUCCGAUUUUUGACGAGGGAGAAAACUUGAGCAGCCAGAACUGUGGAAACGAAUCAACUCUGAACCAAUGGAUUGCUUAUGUUAAAAAUAUAAGUACCGAACAAUAUUGCGGACCAUUUGUAGCUAUUUCUCAAAGGACCCUUCUUGGACUGGGCAUCUGCGCUUUCAAAAGAAGUGAUACAACUGAUCUACGGGUGUUUCCGAAUAAUUGUAUUUCGCGCGAAACAGAAGAGGAAUGCAUCAGAUAUUCCGUCAGAGUGCUGGAUGUCAUUGACAUUGCCAUAAAUCCGACAGCUGAUUUGAAAUUCAAGAUUUUGGUAACUGAGAGAAUGCCGAGUGUGGUAGCUCCAAUUUGCUUGUUUAACCGUGACAACGUAAUAAACUCGCAACGUCAAAGAGAAACUUAUUCCUACGUUGAAUGGACAACAUUUUGGGAUUUUCCAUCUGACCCAAAACACGUGACGGACCAAAGCAACUGCAACACGGUUCUAAACAGUACUGAACUGGAAAAUUUGAAAACUAAACAAAUUCCCAUCCAGAACAUGCUGUGUGUCGGGGAGAUUCCAUAUGGAUAUAUGAUCAAUUUCUACAAAGGCCGCUAUUUCUUGAGAGGUGUUAAAUAUGCACGAGGUGUUUACAUUGAUAUAUUGCCAUACAUUGGCGAGAUUGCAAGGCACGCAAGAGACAUAUCUGUUCUACGCCCGAUCCCGCAGACGAAACAGCCAAGAGGAUUCAAUGCACCAGACAACCUCAGUUUCCCAAACUGUGGAAGGAAACCGACGUCAACCAGAAGGAAACGCGAAAAUGACGAUUCUUCCGAAGAUAUCCAACCAAUUGGUCAUAUUUUCGGCGGAAACAAAGCUCAUGAGACGCACCCGUGGCAUGCUUACAUUGAGAAUGAGGAAACUGGAGCCGCCUGUGGUGGGACACUGAUCUCACCGACCGUGGUUUUGACUGUCGCCCAUUGCAUUUAUGAAUCAGAAGCAAAGGACUUUACAGUUGUUGUCGGGAUGUAUGAUAAAAGAAAAAGAAGAUCUCCUGGUCUUCAGACAAGAAAGAUUAGCAGUCUGAUCACGCACCCAAAAUAUGACCCUGCAGAAUUCAACAGUAACGUCGGAAUCAUGAUUUUGAACGAAAAAAUUGAAAUAACCAACCAAGUCCGACCGAUUUGCCUGUGGAACGACGAUUCUGACUCUAACUUGGUUCGCGUGGCUGGAACUGAAGCUAUGGCGGUUGGGUUCGGGCUUGUCGACAACCACACACGCACAGAAGAGCUGCAAGAGGCUCGAUUGCUGAUUAGAGGUCACAAAGAGUGCUACUUGUCAAGCAGGAGGUUUUUUGCGAAAUAUUUGGUGCCCGGAGACAAUUUUUGCGCCGGCUACACGAACGGAACGACCGUCUGCAACGGGGACAGCGGAGGCAGCCUUUCCGUGGAAAAAGAUGGCCGUUGGUUCAUCAGGGGCAUUCUCAGCUUUGGAGUAUCGAAAAAAGUUAUGUUUGAGGGAGAACAAAGAUCGUUGUGUCACCCAAAUCACUAUUCCUUAAUCGUUGACGUCGCAAGUUACAUGGACUGGAUCGUGGAAAACACGCCGGAAAUUUCAUUCCGGAAUUAAGCGUGGGUUUUUUAAAAGCGAAAAACAGAUUGUCAAAGGGAUAAAUAGAUAUUAUUUAGAAAACUUUAGAUAGACAGCAUAAUAUACUAUCUUAUCAAAAAUCUUUUGGUUUGUUCAAAUAAAUUGUUUUAAAAGCUUU